Messenger RNA from Tripterygium wilfordii, 4036 nucleotides. RefSeq names its product DNA repair protein RAD5B-like. The coding region runs from base 60 to 3824 and encodes 1254 amino acids. The record is from RefSeq and is a predicted model, not a curated record. NCBI's taxonomy places the organism in Eukaryota, Viridiplantae, Streptophyta, Magnoliopsida, Celastrales, Celastraceae. Gene Ontology annotation, molecular function: zinc ion binding; nucleic acid binding; ATP-dependent chromatin remodeler activity. The transcript has 18 exons.
AUCAAAACCCUCAAUUCUCAUACUCUUCUUCCCGGCCGUGUAUUGAGAUCUCCUCUAACAUGGAGGUCUUGGUUAAAGAAGAAGAAAUCAUCCAACAGAUGACGCCUGUACUCGGAUCUGAACAAACCGAAUCAGGUGUUUGCGGUGAUAUUCUUCAAUCUAGCAACAACUCGGAGGCAAAACACUUCAUCGAGGAUCGUGGCAUUCCGAGCAUCACAAAAACGGUCACCGGUACCGGGGUUCGGAUAUCAGCUUUCGUAAACAAUGAAAUCGAAGAACCGGAGUCGCUCCAUGGGCUCAAGCUGGAGAUCGCAGUAAAGGAAGAGCCGGAUUUGGGGUUCGAGAGUAUUGUCUCAGUGAAGGAACAUGUAGGUUUGCAGUCGGCCGAACAGUUCGUGCCUGAUACAGAGGACUCAAUGGCUGUUGACGAUAUGGCUGUCGAUGAGGUUCCCCCUUUAUCGAUUGUAACGGUAAAGGAAGAACCCGGUUUGGAUUCUGAAAGUAAGGUGUCCGAGACGAGAGAAGUUGUUAUGGAGCCUGUGAAACAAUUGGUGACCAAAACGGAGGAAUCUUCUGGGCCCGAAGAGGUUCUUUCAUUAUCGAUUGUGACGGUAAAGGAAGAACCCGGUUUGGGUUUUGAAAGUAAGGUAUCCGAGGCGAGAGAAGUUGUUAUGGAGACUGAGAAACAAUUGGUGACCAAAACGGAGGAAUCUUCUAGGCCGGAAGAGGUUCUUCCAUUAUCGAUUGUGACAGUAAAGGAAGAACAUUAUUUGGGGUCCGAGAUGGUCUCUGUUAAGGAAGAAAUAGAUAUUGAGUCUCUGAAACAAAUAUUACCAUUAUCGGUUGUUAAAGCUAUGCCGGAGGAGGAAUGUCUCAAAACGGAAAACAAGCAACAGGAGAAGCCAAAAGAAUCAGAGCCUGAAAUGAUGAAGAAGCAGCCUGAUGGUAGCAAUAAGCCACUGUUGCCUCAAAAGAGUAUCAAGGAUAUGACAUUUGAAGAGUAUUGUCUGUUCAUAGAAAACAGAGAUAAGGGGCAAAAGGUGAAUGCCAAAGGGAAAGGAGUACCUCAGUUGGGGCUUCAGAGGAAGUCAAGCACAUGGAACAUACGCGAUUGCUGGUUGAGGGAUCAAUCCCUGGAGGAUGGGGAUUUCCAACUGGAGGAUGACUGGCAUCUUGUGGGGCGUACUAUAGUUACCGGCAUCUCCACCACAAAGGGCUGGAAACUGGUAGACAAUGAGAUUGUACACUUUGCUUUCCCUUCUGCUCAUUCACAUUAUAAUGCGCAGUGGAUUGUUCGUUUCUCUACCAAAAGAUUCGGAGAGAUUGGGAGACUGCCAAUGGAAUGGGGUAAAUGUCUUGUUCCGCUUGUUUCUUCUUCAAAGGUGAAGGUUCUUGGUAGAUGUAUAUUUGCUCCUUCAACCCUUCAUAUGAUGCAGGAAAUCAUGCUAUAUGUGAGCUUCUUUAUACACCAAUCAAUAUUCACUGAAGGUGAUACGUCUACCUGGAGAUUGGAUUCCCCCUCAAAAAUUGACUCCACGAUCCAUCCUCUCCUCACCCUAUUCAAAUUUUUAAAAUUAAAGCCAUGUCAGAAGGCUGAAUUCACUCCAGAAGAGCUUGAUUCUCGGAAACGCUCACUGAAUCUUGAGGAUGAUACAGAUGCUGCAGCAAUGUUGCCUAUAGUUAAACGAAGGAUGGGUUGCCAGCAGUAUCCAGAACAAUCCAAAGACGAACAAGCUAUUUCAGAAUCAUCUCUGAAUAAGAUUGUUGGCACUGCAGAAGUGUACAACUUGGAGGAGAUGGAACCCCCAAGUACACUCAUGUGUGAACUAAGGCCUUACCAGAAACAAGCCCUCUAUUGGAUGUCAGAAUCAGAGCAGGGGAUUGAUGUUGAAAGAGCAGCAAAAACUCUUCAUCCAUGCUGGGCAGCAUAUCGUAUAUGUGAUCAAAGGGCUUCUUCAAUAUAUGUGAAUAUAUUUUCAGGGGAAGCAACUACUCAAUUUCCCACUGCCACACAAAUGGCAAGAGGAGGGAUUUUAGCGGAUGCUAUGGGUCUUGGGAAGACUGUUAUGACAAUAGCUCUAAUACUUGCAAGGCCAGGCAGACGAAGCUCUCAUAACCAAGAACUUGUCUUGAGAGCAGCAGAUGAUGCAGGAAACUCGAAAGGAAAAAAGGGUGCUAGUGUGAACACUCCAUCUAAAGCAAAUGGUGGUACUCUUAUUGUUUGUCCCAUGGCUUUGUUAGGCCAAUGGAAGGAUGAGCUUGAAACCCAUUCAGAGAGGGAAACUCUUUCCGUUUUUGUUCAUUAUGGUGGAGAUAGAACCAAUAACCCCAUGGUGAUAUCAGGAUAUGAUGUGGUUUUGACAACAUAUGGUGUCUUAACUGCCUCUUAUAAAAAUGAUGGAGAGUGCAGCAUUUAUCAUAUGGUUGAUUGGUAUAGGGUGGUGUUAGAUGAAGCUCAUACCAUUAAAUCCUGGAAGACUCAAGGUGCCCGGGCUGCCUUUACCUUGUCCUCUCACUGCCGGUGGUGUCUGACAGGCACCCCGCUUCAGAAUAAUUUGGAAGACCUGUACAGCCUUCUAUGCUUCUUGCAUGUGGAACCGUGGUGCAACUGGGCAUGGUGGAAUAAAUUGAUUCAAAGGCCUUACGAAAAUAAUGAUCCAAGAGGACUGAGGUUGGUUAAGGCUAUUUUAAGGCCACUGAUGUUAAGAAGAACUAAGGAUACAGUGGAUAAAGAAGGAAGGCCCAUACUUGUCCUCCCUUCCAUCGAUGUCAAGAUCAUUGAGUGUGAACAAUCCGAAGCUGAACAUGACUUUUAUGAUGCCUUGUUCAGAAGAUCCAAAGUCCAGUUUGAUCAAUUUGUUGCACAAGGGAAGGUUCUUCACAACUAUGCCAAUAUCCUUGAGCUACUACUGCGUUUGAGGCAGUGUUGCAACCACCCAUUUCUUGUUAUGAGUCGAGCGGAUUCACAACAGUAUGCAGACUUGAACAAACUCGCAAGAAGGUUUGUGGAAGUGAAUUUUGAGUCAUCUACUCCAAGGCAGGGAGCCCCAACCCAAGCAUACAUUGAGGAGGUUGUUGAGGAUAUCCGGAGGGGUGAAAACAAGGAGUGCCCAAUAUGCCUAGAGUAUGCAGAUGAUCCUGUACUCACACCAUGUGCUCAUAGAAUGUGCAGAGAAUGUCUUCUCACCAGUUGGAGGAUCCCAAUAACCGGGCUGUGCCCUAUUUGCCGUACAUUGUUAAAGAAAACCGAACUCAUUACAUGCCCAACAGAAAGCAAGUUUCGAGUAGAUGUUGAGAAAAACUGGAAGGAGUCUUCAAAGGUUACAAAGCUCUUGGAAUGCUUGGAAAAAAUUAAACGGUCAGGUUCUGGUGAAAAGAGUAUUAUUUUUAGUCAGUGGACAUCAUUUUUCGAUCUCCUGGAAAUUCCAUUGCAGAGGAGAGGGAUCGGAUUCUUAAGAUUUGAUGGGAAACUGGUGCAGAAGCAGAGGGAAAGGGUUUUGAAGGAGUUCAGUGAAACCAAUGAAAAAAUGGUGUUGUUGAUGUCUUUGAGAGCUGGUGGUGUGGGCUUGAACUUAACUGCAGCUUCAAAUGUUUUUUUGAUGGAUCCCUGGUGGAAUCCUGCUGUAGAGGAGCAAGCAAUCAUGCGAAUCCAUCGCAUUGGACAAAAGCGAAGAGUACAUGUUAGAAGAUUCAUUGUCAAGGACACAGUGGAGGAGAGAAUGCAGCAGGUCCAGGCAAGGAAGCAACGCAUGAUUGCAGGCGCCCUGACUGAUGAGGAGGUUCGAUCAGCCAGGAUUGAAGAGCUCAAAAUGUUAUUUAGAUAAGUUGUCUUAUUUCAACUUUCUGGUUUAGAAAUUGGAUGUAUAGCCUUUAUCAUGUCAGUUUUGAAGGAAUUAGACAUGGCAGGGGUGGGGUGGUUGUGAGUCCAAAUCCAUUGGUGCAUAGCUUGCAAUAAUCUCCAUGGUUUUUUGUAAGUAGUGCGUCGUUUUGGUUGGUUUUGUGAUAUGUCCAGCUCAGCCUUUGACUAUUCUUCGUU